Molecule: messenger RNA, 1653 nt
Organism: Cololabis saira (Pacific saury)
Lineage: Eukaryota; Metazoa; Chordata; Actinopteri; Beloniformes; Belonidae
Product: zinc finger protein 239-like
Exons: 2
Coding region: 72-1040 (322 amino acids)
Biological process (GO): regulation of transcription by RNA polymerase II
Molecular function (GO): RNA polymerase II cis-regulatory region sequence-specific DNA binding; DNA-binding transcription factor activity
Source: RefSeq, a predicted model, not a curated record
UUUUCAGCACCAACGCUCGAGUGGAGGCCACGUGUUUGCAGACGGACCGGGACCAGAACCAGAACCAGGAGAUGGACCAGAACCAGAACCAGAACUCCUCAUCCAGCAGGACUAAAGCUGCUGGUCUGCAGAAUCCUAAAGGAAGACCCAAAAGAUACAGCUGUGAUCAUUGUGAGCAAGUCUUCACCACUUCAUCAAACCUGAAGAUCCAUAAGAAAACUCACACUGGUGAUGAACUGUACAGCUGUGGUCACUGCGGGGUGGCUUUUACCCGACAAUUUGAUCUAAUAAACCACCAACGUAUUCACACUGGAGGAGACAAGCCUUACAGGUGUGAUCAGUGUGGAGCGGCUUUUGCCCAGCAAGGUUCUCUAACGACUCACCAACGCAUUCACACUGGAGAAAAGCCUUACAGGUGUGAUCAGUGUGGAGUGGCUUUUGCCCAACAAGGUUCUCUAACGAGACAUCAACGUAUUCACACAGGAGAAAAGCCUUACAGAUGUGAUCAGUGUGGAGUGGCUUUUGCCCAUCAAGGUGCUUUAAGGAGUCACCAACGUAUUCACACUGGAGAAAAGCCUUACAGAUGUGAUCAGUGUGGAGCGGCUUUUGCCCGGGAAAGUCAUCUAACGACUCACCAACGCAUUCACACUGGAUUCAAGCCUUACAGAUGUGGUCAGUGUGGAGCGGCUUUUGCCGAGCAAGGUGUGCUAACGAGACAUCAACGUAUUCACACUGGAGAAAAGCCUUACAGGUGUGAUCAGUGUGGAGCGGCUUUUGCCCGACAUGGUUCGCUAACGAGACACCAACGUAUUCACACUGGAGAGAAGCCUUACAGAUGUGGUCAGUGUGGAGCGGCUUUUGCCGAGCAAGGUGAUCUAACGAGACAUCAACGUAUUCACACUGGAUUCAAGCCUUACAGGUGUGAUCAGUGUGGAGCGGCUUUUACCAAUCCAAGUCACCUAGCGGCUCACCAACGCAUUCACACUAGAGACACUAGUGUGAUCAGUGUGGAGUACGUUUUGCCACAUCAAGUCAUCUAAGGAGUCACCAACGUAUUCACACUGGAUAAAAAAUUUACAUUUGUGAUCAUUGCUGAUUUAUUUUAACAUUGGUUAAAUUCUAAUGCAACAGCAGGUCAAUACCAGUGCAGUACACUUGUAAUGUCAGUGCAAUACCGGUUCAGUUCCAAUGCAGUAACUUUUCUGUACUUGUCAGGGUUUGACAUUUCAUGUUGACAUUUCCUGUUUUAUUUUGAAGCCCAUGUCCUUGUGUUUAAGUUCUUGUCUGACCUUCCUGUUUCCAUCUGCCCUGAUCGUCUGCACCUGUGUCUCGUUAACCUUUGUGUAUAUCUGGUCUUGUCUUUCCCCUGCUCCUUGCUGGUCCGGACUGUUUUGCCCUUCAUGUUUUUCCCAUCAGGUUUUGUCAUAGUUUUGGAUUCUUGUUCACAGUUUGGUUUUUGUAUCCUGCUUAACAGUGUUUUUGGUUCUGUUUUUAAGUUAAUAAACCACAGUUUUUGGGAACUCCUGCCUCCUGCUCUCCUGCAUCUGGGUCCUCACUACAACCUCCUGACAGUACCAGUGCAACCCCAGUUUUACACCAGUGCAAUACCAACUCAAUUCACUUUUAUUUGUUGACAGGGACUGUACAUAUUAA